Molecule: messenger RNA, 1320 nt
Organism: Penicillium nucicola
Lineage: Eukaryota; Fungi; Ascomycota; Eurotiomycetes; Eurotiales; Aspergillaceae
Product: Peptidoglycan-binding Lysin subgroup
Exons: 3
Coding region: 1-1320 (439 amino acids)
Molecular function (GO): chitin binding
Source: RefSeq, a predicted model, not a curated record
AUGAAGUCUUCCCAGAGCGUCAUGUUUCUCGCGCUAUGCAGCCUGUUCUUGAUCCAGGCAGCAAUUGCAUUGUCUGUAGAACAGCCUCGGGUGAACACUAUCCAUACCGAAAGAUAUUCAUUGCAAUAUUCUAUUGUCACCCCGAGCUUGAUUGACCGUCGUGAUGCUGGCAACUCCAAUCCUAUAUGCGCCUCCUACAUCGUGAGGGAGGGUGAUACGUGUGCCAGCAUUGCCGCAAACUGCGGCAUCACUACCGACUUGCUCACCACUUACAACAAGGGCGUGGACUGCACCAAGAGCGCCGGAAAGCCGAUGUGCUGUUCCACAGGAGGAACUCCAGUUCCACCGCGAGAAUUUGGAGGUGUCUGCUACUCGUAUACCAUUCGAGGCGAAGAUACCUGCGAUCGAAUUGCAAAGGCAUACGGCAUCACUGUUGCCAAUAUCGAGGCCUGGAACAAAGAAACAUGGGCCUGGUAUGGGUGUGGUGACCUUCAGAUUGGUGGCAAGAUCUGUCUCACGGAGAAGGGUGUCCCUCCAAUGCCGGUUUCAAUUCCUGGUGCUGUCUGUGGUCCGCAAGUACCUGGGACUGCCAGUCCUAGCCAGUGGGACAAGCUUUCCUCGUUGAACCCCUGUCCCUCAGCUCAAUGCUGUGAUAGAAAAGGACAGUGUGGUACUGGCGCAAACUUUUGCAGCGCAACUAGCUCGACCACAUCGAAAGCCGGCGGAGCCACCUCUCACAAAACGCAGGCUGGUGAGCCUACAGCACCCGGCACUAAUUCAGCUCAGUCUUCGAGUAGCACGAAAGCCACCAGUUCCAGCUCAACCAAGUCUACAGCUACUGCCAUUACGAGCAGCUCCAGUUCGACGACCAGUUCAAGCAAUACUCUUGUCAGUAGGGCAAGCAAGACCUCAAGUGGUAUCGUAACGGUGGAAUCGGGAUGGAUGCUGCUGAUGUACAUGGAAAAGGGCUGCAAUGGGGAUUAUGUGACCCUGCAAGGCCAUAACAAGAAUCUUGCUGAUUCCGACUGCCUCGUGAUACAUGGUGGCCUCAGCACCAACAUUACAGAUGAGGGUGUUUCAUGUCGUUACUGGGUGCAGGAAGGGUUGAACUGGAAGAGCUGUGACGAGAGUCCCAAAACACGGCCUGCAUCAUGGAAAAUGAUCAAUGGUCUCUGUACGGUGGUUGAUAAUGACAAAUGUGACAACUACCACUCUAUUGGCCAAACAUAUGGCUGGCGAGGAAAGGGAGGCCCUUGUCAGAACGGGGGUAGGAGAGGGGACCCUGAGUCGUUCAACUCUAUGCAGUGCUAUGUGGGCUAG